GUUUCUUUCACAGCCCGUGCUCUCCUUUAUCUCCGCCUCCUCCACUCUCGUCUCUUCUCCAUCUUUAGAGGUUAAAGAGACAGGGCUCGCCCGGCCCCGUCCGCCUUGACGACGCCUCAUAGCCUCGUCUUGGCCCUCAAAAGGAGAUCCUUUUUGGUUCCGGUUACAUAGAACAAGCAAAGCAAGAUGACGGUGAAGCUGUCGAAGGCGGAGAAGAAGGUGGUGUACGACAAGAAGCUGUGCUCGCUGCUGGAUGAGUACAGCAAGGUGCUCAUCGCGGUCGCUGACAACGUUGGCUCCAACCAGCUCCAGAAUAUCCGCAAGGGCCUCCGCGGCGACUCCAUCGUCCUCAUGGGCAAGAACACCCUCAUCCGCCGCUGUAUCAAGAUCCACGCUGAGAAGACCGGCAACAAGAACUACCUCAACCUCCUCCCGCUCCUCGUCGGAAAUGUUGGGCUGAUAUUUACGAAGGGAGAUCUUAAGGAAGUCAGUGAGGAGGUUGCCAAGUACCAGGUUGGAGCUCCUGCUCGUGUUGGUCUUGUUGCUCCCAUUGAUGUUGUUGUCCCCCCUGGGAACACCGGAUUGGACCCUUCGCAGACAUCCUUCUUUCAGGUGCUCAAUAUUCCAACCAAGAUUAACAAGGGUACUGUCGAAAUCAUUACUCCUGUCGAGCUGAUUAAGAAGGGAGAAAAAGUGGGUUCAUCUGAGGCUGCUCUCCUUGCAAAGCUUGGGAUACGGCCUUUUUCUUAUGGCCUGAUUAUUCUGUCCGUCUAUGACAAUGGAUCUGUCUUUAGUCCCGAGGUGCUGGAUCUCACAGAGGAUGACCUCAUCGAGAAGUUUGCUGCUGGUGUCUCCAUGGUUACUUCAUUGUCUUUGGCCGUUUCUUACCCGACCCUUGCAGCAGCUCCUCACAUGUUCAUCAAUGCAUACAAGAACGUGCUUGCAGUUGCAAUUGCAACAGAGUACACCUUCCCACAGGCAGAAAAAAUUAAGGAGUACCUAAAGGAUCCAAGCAAGUUUGCUGUUGCUGCUACUCCUGUUACUGAAGAGGCUGCAGCCGCUCCUGCUGCAGCACCUGCAGAAGAGAAGAAAGAGGAGCCAGCCGAGGAGUCCGAUGACGAUAUGGGCUUUAGCUUGUUCGAUUAGGAGUUAUACCUAGCUAAAGAAAUGCCUACCAAAUUUAUCGUUCAAACUUCAUUUUGCUUUUAUAAUCCUUAGUUCUACCAAGAAAUUCCUGGUUCAAGUGGAGUUAUAGCCGUCGUCGUGUUCUACCGUGUGUUUCUUAUAUCAAGUGUCAUCUGUUUUCUUAUUUAGAUUUUAGACAAUGCGCUUCAUUGUUUUAUUUUUGUGGAAAUAGAACUCCAGUUUUUGCAAUUA
Molecule: messenger RNA, 1377 nt
Organism: Musa acuminata subsp. malaccensis (wild Malaysian banana)
Lineage: Eukaryota; Viridiplantae; Streptophyta; Magnoliopsida; Zingiberales; Musaceae
Product: large ribosomal subunit protein uL10
Biological process (GO): ribosomal large subunit assembly; ribosome biogenesis; cytoplasmic translation
Cellular component (GO): cytosolic large ribosomal subunit
Molecular function (GO): large ribosomal subunit rRNA binding; structural constituent of ribosome
Source: RefSeq, a predicted model, not a curated record